AUGCUUGCACAAAGACAUCCUGAUUUUAUUAUGAUAAACCAGAAUUUUUUGGCUGACCAAACAUUUUCAUUACUUACUUCUCUUUGUCAAUCAAUGGUUUUAUUAGUCAAGGCCCAUCAUGAAUAUUAUUCUCAAAUACCUUUAAUUCCUUGGAUGCAUGAAAAUUUACAUGACAAUGAUGAAAGUGAACUAUCUGACGACUGUGAAAUUGAUUUAUCCACAGCAAUUAACAAAGCCUCUUCCGAAAUACAAAAAAUUAAUGAACAAUUAGAAGAAAACCUUGAAAAUGAAGAGAAAUUUAAUGACUUUAACAAUGAAUUCAAAUAUUUUAUUAAUAAUGAUUUGAAUUUUGAAUCACUAAUUAAUCAAAGAAAAUUACAUGAAGCAUAUUGCUCAAAACCUCUUGAAAGAAGAUUCAAGCCUGUAGGAUCAAAUUUAAAUUCAUCUAACAAUAUUUCUAUUCAACCAAAUAAAGCAAGAAAAAGAUGGAAAGAUAAUAGAAAAAAUCUGGCUCUUACACUUGCACAAUUACAUAUGGAAGAAUUAGAAAAAUCAAGAAAGAAAAAAAUGAUCAAUAAAAGAAAAGCUCAUAUUAGUACAAUUCAAAUUCCAAAUAUUGAGGAUGUAAACAUAACUCGUGAAUUUCCGUUGGUAAAGGGUCAUUAUGUGUUUGUAAGAUAUGGUGAUAAAAUGUGCAUAGGACAUGUUAUAUCAGUUUAUUUUGAAGCAUAUGGAAAGCAUUGUUAUACAGAUGAACCAGUUGAAGCUAUUAAUGAUAUUUCCUAUAUUUCAUUACAUGUAUAUAUCCCAUUCAUUUUAAUGUUAUUAGUGAUUUAGUUAAAGAAGGGUGUAAUAUUUUAACACAUCAUAUACCAUCAAACAUAGUUUAUCAUAUUUCAGAAACAAAAGUUUUAAUUGAUAGUAAUAUGCUAAAGUUAGUAGGGGACGAAAAGAAAUAUUAUGAUGAAUAUUUUGGUCGGGAUGAUAUUAUUGAAAAAAUGAAGAAAUAUUAAAUUGUUA
Molecule: messenger RNA, 1020 nt
Organism: Rhizophagus irregularis DAOM 181602=DAOM 197198
Lineage: Eukaryota; Fungi; Glomeromycota; Glomeromycetes; Glomerales; Glomeraceae
Source: RefSeq, a predicted model, not a curated record